CGCACGGCAACCAUAUGAACAUUCGAUAUUCAUGAAGCCUUUCAAUUUAACAUACGUCCGCUACCCACCCGACGACGUAGUGGGCUCACUCAUGGCAGUCGCAUCGCUCGUUCCGAUUGCCGGUAUACUUGCCACCUCCGGCGUUUUUUUCGCAAGACGGGAGCUGUGGGACAUUCUAACGCUUGCAGGCACGCUCUUCUGUGAAGUCGUUGCUCAAAUAUUAAAGUGGUGGGCAAAGGACCCACGUCCAAGCUCGUGUGCUGUGGUAGAUUUUUGUGGCACGUACGGCAUGCCAUCCAGUCACGCACAACUAGCUGCGUUUUCCGCAACGAUAAACUCACUUCACCUUUACCGUAGACUCCGAGGCUGUAGACUGAGGGGGGAUGAGACCUCAAUAACGACACUGCACUUACAAAGGCUGGAUCCUCUCGUCAUUGCUUCAGUUUCAUCGUCGUGGCCCGUUGCCUUUGUGGUUGCUGUGAGUAGAGUCCAUUUAGGAUACCACUCGUUUGAGCAGGUAUGCGUUGGGUUUGCUAUAGGAUUUGGACUGGGCAUUGUUUGGCACGCUGCGAGCUGUGUUAUUGCAGCAGCAGCCAAGGAGGGGUUGGAGUGCAGAGUGGUGUCCAACAAAAACUUUUGCAGUGUACUGUGGACAAAAGCAGUGGAGUUCCUGAACCUCAGAGAUUCGUCGCUUGUCUCCAAUCCAUUAGAAUUUCAGCGACAGUUGUUCGUGCAGUAUGCAGAGAGACGAGUUGUGGUAGAGUGAGCUUAUUAGGCUUUUGGAAACGACCAGCCAAACUGCGAAGGUCGUUCUGUAUGAGCAAAUAGCUUGAAGUCAUGGACGACACCGCUUUCUUCGCCGAGGAGGCCGCACAAGUUGCCGCAACUUCUCGCUUAGGUGUUCCUCGCGAUAGGGGAAGGCCGAAGAAGAAGUCCUGCAAAAGUGAAAGAGGAAACGACCACGACUUAUGGUGUUCGGGCUGUAGAAACAACAGAGUGUGCCGACUCUUUGCUACAAACAACGUAUUGGUCGCGCCCAUACUUUCAAACGAUGGCUCAUCAUCAUCAGCGCCUCCGCCGGCCCGGCCUUUAUCAUCGACGGAAGAAGAGCCGGGCGCGCUCUCGGCGUCGAGGUUGCUAAAGAUACGUGUACGGGAGGGACUACACGGUGGGCAGCAGUGAAACGUACUCGAAGUAAAAGUUUCAGUGAUAUUUAUAGUCCAGGUGGAAAGCUUAUACGUGACCAGAGCAAGACAGCCGCAAAAGUGCGCGCGCGACGCCGAGUAGAUGCGAAUCAGAGAGCGCUCGAUGAAACAAACGCCUAUCGCGCUGCUUCCUGUCACAGUCGGUAAUAACUUAAAAGUUGCUCUUAGGUAGUCCUCCACAUAAUUCGCAAAAAAACGUACAGUACUCGUGAGU
Messenger RNA from Micromonas pusilla CCMP1545, 1419 nucleotides. RefSeq lists its product as uncharacterized. Gene Ontology annotation, molecular function: sphingosine-1-phosphate phosphatase activity. The transcript has 2 exons. The record is from RefSeq and is a predicted model, not a curated record. Bases 32 to 766 code for a protein of 244 amino acids. Lineage: Eukaryota; Viridiplantae; Chlorophyta; Mamiellophyceae; Mamiellales; Mamiellaceae.